AUUGGUCGGCUCGGAWACAUCUGUAUUCAGUUCCAGUUGUUCGUGUCUCUGGCCAGAAAACUGGUUCUGAUUCGGACGGAGAUGAUCUGACCCGACUCGGCAGCGGGCUUAAAUAAGAUGAUUCGUUUCCGGACCGUCAGCAGCGCGUGGUUCCGGACGGUUCUGUCCCGCUGGUUCGUGUUCGUGGGGAAACUUGCUGGGCCCUGAAUGAAUGGGUCCAGAUUACGCAGCAGAUAUUCGGGUUUUUCUGACCGCUGUUCAAGAAAAGCCCGGUUCGGUCCGCUUGACGCUGGAUUUGCCGGUUCCUCUGGACUCAUACGCUUCCAGAGGUUCCGGUUCUGCUGAUGGAGCGGUUCUGAUUCUGGCUGCAGACACAAAGGAAGUCGUUUGACUAUUAUUUUUAUUCUGUUUUUAAGGACCCCAUAGGCACGAGCCCGGACCGACAAGUUCUGGUUCCGGACCACUCGGGUUCGAUGACACUGAGCGGAAUGUUUUGAGUUCUUCCCGAAGCGGCAUCGGAACCAACCCUGAGCUUUUAAUGCAAAGCCUCUGCAGGGUCAGGAUGCAGUUCCGGACCGUUCUGGACGUCAAAGUGGUUGACGUGGAGAAGAGGCGGAACCCGUCCAAACAUUACGUUUACGUCAUCAAUGUCACAUACUCUGACAACACGUCCCACAUCAUCUACAGGAGAUACAGCAAAUUCUUUGACCUCCAGAUGCAGCUGCUCGACAAGUUCCCGAUCGAGGGGGGCCAGAAAGACCCCAAGAAGAGGAUCAUUCCAUUCCUCCCAGGCAAAAUCCUGUUCCGGAGGAGUCACGUGCGAGACGUGGCCAUGAAGCGGCUGCGUUUCAUCGAUGACUACUGCAGGGCUCUGGUCCGGCUCCCCUCUCACAUCUCUCAGAGCGAGGAGGUUCUGCGCUUCUUCGAGACGAAGGCUGAGGACAUCAACCCCCCGGAGGAGGACUAUGGCUCCAAACGCAAAUCUGUGUGGAUGUACGGUUUUACAGACAGCCCGAGGAAAGAGGCCUCAGGGAUGGACAGCUCGGAGCCCAUGGUGCUGGAGCAGUACGUGGCCGUCGCCAACUACGAGAGGCAGGAGAACUCCGAGAUCAACCUGAAGGCCGGAGAGACAGUGGACGUGAUCGAGAAGAGCGAGAGCGUAACUAAAAGACGAAAGGCUCACCUGAAGAGGCUGGACCGCCGCUGGACUCUGGGUGGUAUCGUUAACCGGCAGCAGAGCAGAGAGGAGAAGUACCUGACGGUUCAGUCCUACAGCAGUCAGGGCRUGGACGAGGUCAGCUUCGAGAAAGGAGUCACCGUGGAGGUGAUCCAGAAGAACCUGGAGGGCUGGUGGUACAUCAGAUAUUUGGGGAAAGAGGGCUGGGCCCCGGCCUCCUACCUGAAGAAACUCCGAGAGGACUUCUCCCCCCGUAAGAAGACCCUGACGGGCCCCGUGGAGAUCAUAGGCAACAUCAUGGAGAUCAGCAACCUGCUGCAGAAGAAGUCCGUCAGUGAGAAGGACAUCCAGACGGACGGCGAGGGCGGCGGCGGGCCGGAGCGCCACUUCUCCAAGAGCGAGAUCAGCCUGCCUGUGCCCUACAACUCCGAGAUCAACGCCGAGACGGGCCGCAGGCUGAGCGCCGGCCGUGACACCAACAGCCCCUGCCUGGGCAUGCUGGCCGCCAGUGCUGCCCUGAACGAGAACAAGGCCAGAGGAGAGGCGGGGUUGCCCGCCGUGGCCCGGGUCGCCCCUCACAGGGUGGAGAUCGGGUCUCCAAACCUGAGGCAGAAACCCCCSCCAAGAAGAGAGGCCAACCUGGGUUUCCAGCUACCCAAGCCCCCGGAGCCCCCUGCUGUGGAAGCAGAGUACUACACCAUCGCAGACUUCCAGUCCUCCAUCUCUGACGGCAUCAGUUUCCGCGGAGGACAAAAGGCUGAUGUGAUCGAGAAGAACCCUGGAGGUUGGUGGUACGUACAGAUCGGUGAGAUGGAGGGCUGGGCCCCCUGCUCCUACAUCGACAAACGCAAGAAGCCCAACCUGAACCGACGGAGCAGUACCCUCACCCGACCCAAAGUCCCGCCCCCGGCUCCUCCCGUCAAAAAACAAGACCCCGAAGAGGCCCCCCCACCACCGAAACCAGCCUCCAAGGCCUCAGAGACGCCAAGCAGGCCGGUCUACGAGGAACCUGAAUACGAUGUUCCUGCGGUUGGAUGUGACGGAGAGUCUGAUGCCGAACGGCCCCAGGAAGUAAAGGUCAAUGACAAGUACCAUGGCCCGCCUCCGUCCAGUAAAGCCCCGCCUCCCGUCUGCAAAGCGUCCCCAGUUUUCGCCCGUCGGAGAACCUCCUACAGAUCUGUGGAGGAGAUCUCUAAGGAGGAGUGUAUUUAUGAGAACGAUGGUUUCAGGACGAGCGGCGGCGUUGGAGGAACCACAGCUAAAGGAUCCAGUGAGCCCAGCUCCCCCAGGAGCUACCGGUCCUCCACGGUCCCACGGAAACCCUCGGGAUCGUUCCCUUUCGCCAGCAGACCCCGGACCCCCAUGACACCAGAGAUGAGCAGAAGAAGCCAGACUCUGGGCCGGCGUGUGGACAUGAGGUCUCAGGACAACAGUCCUCAUUCGUCAUCGGACGAGCUAGGCAGAGGGACAAAAUCCCUUGGCCUGAGUCGGGACCUGGACCAGGGUUUGGGUCAAAGCCCGUCCACCAGGCCCAAGCCUUCCGUCAGACCCAAACCCCUCCUGACUAAAUCGGAACCUCAGAGCCCAGAGCGGAUGGACAUCAGCUCUCUGAGACGGCAGCUCAGGCCUACGAGUCAGUUCCGCCACAGCCUGAAACCUCGAGGGGACGACUCGGAGACGGCCUCCGUCGUCUCCUCAGAGGGCUCCUUGUGUUCUCGCAGCACCUCCGACCUGUCCUCUGUCUACUCCAAGGGGAGCCAAGGGGGCGGAGACUCGGAUGUGGAAGGCUCCACCCUGUACCGCUCUGUGGAYGUCUACAAAAAGGUCCAGGACUCUGAGAUCAGCUUCCCGGCUGGAGUGGAGCUGGAGGUCCUGGAGAAGCAGGAGAGCGGCUGGUGGUACGUCCGCUGGGGCUCGGAGGAGGGCUGGGCCCCCUCCUACUACCUGGAACCAGUGAAGAAGGGGGGCGACGCCGGUGCAUCGGAGUCCAACGGAAACAAGUCGAACAGCCUGGAGAAGAACGAGCAGCAGGUUCUGGCCCUGAACAACAUCAACAUCCAGGUCCUGACUCAGCAGCACCAAGGCCUGAGGGGCAACUCRCCCCCCAUCCCGUCCAAACCCCCCGGAGGGUUCUCCAAGCCCUCAGGUCUGGUGAACGGAGGCGUGCGCAUGAGGAACGGGGUGCGGCAGGUCGCGGUCAGACCCCAGUCCGUCUUUGUGACCACGUCCCAGUCCGCGAAGGACUCUCACUACACGACGGGGUCCCUGAGGAGGAACGAGUCUCUGGGCCGGAGCGACCACUACAGCUCGGGUUCUGCCACGCUAGGGGUCCGCAGGAAUGCCUCCUUCAGCACCGUGCGGCCCCACGUCGUGGUGGAGAGCCACACCCGGCCCGUGGAGCGCUCCGGUCUGGGGUCCUCGGGGAGCGCGUUCAGCACAGGCAAUGUCCAGGAUGCCCUGAGCAGGGCCAACCAACGCAACGGGAUCCCCGUGUCCACGGUCCGGCCCAAGCCCAUCGAGAAGAGCCAGCUGAUCCACAACAACCUGGGCAGGGACGUGUACGUGUCCAUCGCAGACUACCGUGGAGACGAGGAGACCAUGGGCUUCACCGAGGGAACCUGUCUGGAGGUCUUGGAGAGAAACCCCAACGGCUGGUGGUACUGCCAGGUGCAGGACAGCCUGGUCCCCCGGAAGGGCUGGGUUCCCUCCAACUACCUGGAACGGAAAAAAUAACCCCCCAAAGAUUUGAGCGGUGUCGCUCCUUUAGAAUGUUUUCUGUAAUCCCCCCGAAGCAAUACGUCCCAAAAACGUUACAUUUCUGAAAAGACCAAACUUUUAGGGGUGGUUUCCUAAAACCUGCCCAGAAACCAGACKGAGGGUUGAGGAGGACGGCGUGUGGACUCUGCUGAUAAGUGCCUUUUAGUUUUCCAUCGCCUGAACCGGAGGGUUACUUUGUUAAAACGGCAAAAAUAAUGUUUCAACCAAACCGAGUGCCAUAGUCCUCCAGAAACCAGAAACCACCUGGAGUCUGAGCAGAACCAGUCGAGUCCAAACAAAGCCUGGGAGUCSUGAGAGGAUCCAUCGUUUCUUAAAUCUCACUUCAUUUCCUGUUUGUGUCUCGAGUCUUCCUCAGAAUGKUUUCGGCUCUCUGCUGACAUCGGCUUCUAACAAACAGCCGAAGAGCUGAACUCUGAACUGAUAUGAUAAAUAAUAAAGCUGUUAGUUUAUAAAAUAAGACGUUAGCUGUGAUGCUGCUGGACCUACAGAAACAGAUUAGAUGAGAGGAAUGAAUAUUCAUCAUGAUGAAGAGCAGUUCAGAGUUCAACAAGCUGUUUGUGGUCGAUGUUGAAGACAGCUGAGAUGUUUUCUAACAGAUCCAAACUAAACAUUAAUUUUUCUGCUGGACAGCAUCGUGUCUCCCAUCAAACCUGCAGUUAUCUUAUAGGAAUAAAACCAUCUUUGUUUGUUUGUUUGUUUGUUUGUUUGUUUGUGACGACACAGUGACAGUAACGAGGAGCGAAGUGCUUCUGUCUUGUGAGUCGAUGCACUUUAAAACCAGCUGAUUUUACGGUGCAUUGAUGCAAAGCUGCAGUCCAAACGUCAGAAAAGUUAUUUAUUGGUUGUGAAGCUGAGCGAGCAGCGCCCUCAUGUGGAGCUCAGAGGUACGACAACAUGAUCCUACCUCAGCURCUCACUAAAACUGGACGGAAAAUUCAAUAUCUGAAAUCACAGAGCAGCUAAAAGUUCCUCUGGAGCACGUUUUCUUUUGUUUCUGGCAAUAAUUUAUUCCUUUUAUACGAGAUUGAAUUUGUUUUUGAUGCUGUUUGCUGCAACUUUAACACAUCAUGGACACUUCCUUCGUCUUUAUUGUUCUUUACAUAAUGCCUGAGCAUAAAAACUUAUUUAUUAUUAAGAGUUUGAUCACUUUAGGAACAUUUUUGUCUAAAAGGGUUAGAAUUUUAGUCUUAAUGAAAYUUUUUGCUGCAGCAGUUGUUAAAUAAACGAUCAAACGUUGAA
Molecule: messenger RNA, 5194 nt
Organism: Austrofundulus limnaeus
Lineage: Eukaryota; Metazoa; Chordata; Actinopteri; Cyprinodontiformes; Rivulidae
Gene: sh3pxd2aa
Product: SH3 and PX domains 2Aa
Biological process (GO): superoxide anion generation
Cellular component (GO): cytoplasm
Molecular function (GO): superoxide-generating NADPH oxidase activator activity; phosphatidylinositol binding; protein binding
Source: RefSeq, a predicted model, not a curated record